This is a messenger RNA of Haliotis rufescens (red abalone), 759 nucleotides long. RefSeq lists its product as uncharacterized. Bases 27 to 539 code for a protein of 170 amino acids. Lineage: Eukaryota; Metazoa; Mollusca; Gastropoda; Lepetellida; Haliotidae. The record is from RefSeq and is a predicted model, not a curated record. The transcript is spliced from 3 exons.
CGUUAUGCAGGGCUGCACUACUAAGAAUGUAUCACAACGGAAGAGAAAGUAGAUUUCCCAGAACACUGACGCCUAUAUGUAGGUCAGGUGCACAGUCUUACAACCGGGUGCAGGAGACGCAGUGUGCAGACAUCCUAGAUUCCUAUUUCAGAACCCAAAUACACCCCUCACGUUCCACACAGACAUGGCAAAGUUCACGGACUUCAACCGAGACAAGUACGGAGUUGUUCGGGGUAGGUGUCGAGACUGCCCCGAGGACUGUCCUCAGUAUUCCCUACCUGUCCUCAGACACAACUGUACAUAUUGCGGGUGUCCGGCGGGUCAGCAUGAGAGGGUGGAACCUCGACCUGAACUCAUCAUCAAGAUUGAACCAGGGGAGGAGGGGGCAGGAUCUCCGGGGCGGCCUGUUGGAAGAUCACAACCUGGUCUGUCGAGAAAACAGGACGGGCUGCCUACAGCUCAAGCCCAACCUCGUUCCUCCAGGCGAAAUAAGACGCCAAUUGUUUCACGAAAACAUCCGGAUACAUCGGGAGCAGUAACCCAGAAACGUUGUGAGACGUUAUUUGAGGAUACUGGCGUCAAUGUUUCUCUUCUUAAAAGAAACCUUAGAAAAACACAACGUGGCGUGUUCACAAUCCUAUGGAAGGGAUAUAUAAUUUAUGUUGGUGAGCCAAAGAAAACGCCCAUAUUAUCAAGCCUCCGUAGUAUCUUUGCUGGUAGAAGCAACCAAGACAUCAGCACAUUUUUGAAAAGUCUACC